Molecule: messenger RNA, 766 nt
Organism: Solanum dulcamara
Lineage: Eukaryota; Viridiplantae; Streptophyta; Magnoliopsida; Solanales; Solanaceae
Exons: 7
Coding region: 261-581 (106 amino acids)
Cellular component (GO): cytoplasm
Molecular function (GO): protein phosphatase inhibitor activity
Source: RefSeq, a predicted model, not a curated record
UCUAUUGGGGAUUAUUUGAUCUAUUAAGACUGACCCCCAAGCACGUGAAAACGCGCUCUCCCUGUCUCUCUCGUUCUCCAUCCGCUGACUGAUAGCACGAAGGGCGGAUCCAUAAUUUGAUCGGACUCUACAAAUAAGCUUCUCAAGGCCAAAAGAUCUACAAGAUUCUUUUUUUGAAGAAUGUUCUAUCUUGUCGCACACAAAUAUAAGUGACUUUUUUUCCGGGCAACUGCAGUGGUUGAAUCUGGGUGGUUGAAAGAAUGUCAGGCAUCGAGGAUGGAGCUGAAAAGUCCAACCCAUCCACCCAACAAGAAGAGGAAGUUGUUAAAAAGAAAUAUGGAGGAAUGAUACCUAAGAAGCCACCUCUAAUCUCUAAGGACCAUGAGCGUGCUUAUUUUGAUUCUGCUGACUGGGCUCUUGGAAAGCAAGGUGCAGACAAGAAGCCCAAAGGUCCACUGGAGGCACUUCGCCCAAAGUUGCAGCCAACACAACAGCAAACGCGAUACCGCAAGUCUCCUUGUGCUCCAUCAGAAGGUGAAGAUGGAAUUGCUCCGUCCGAGGAUCCUACUGCAAAUGAAUGAGAAGGAGAUGUUGACUCUUUGUCGAAAUGUGAUGCUGUUUACAUAUCUGCUCUUAAGAAUUUUAAAAAUAAAAAUGAUUCACGGGGUGUUUCAACUUUUACUUGAGGCUGGUAUUGUAUUGCUGUAACGUUGAUGUAGGAUAUUUCUUAUGCUGUCUAAUGAAACGACUUUCAUGUUUGAGUCAA